AUGGCCGUCAAGACGAGGGCGAGUGAAGGUUUGAGUACAGCGUGCAGACCGGGCCAGUGUCCAACUUAUCUUGUACCUCUCUUCUGCAGGUUAAAAUAUCAGGGAGUUUGUCCUCCUGUUGCUCGAUCAGAGGAAGAUUUUGAUCCUGGCGCAAAAUUCCACAUUCCUUCGAGUGUACCUUAUGUCAGAUAUUUUGUGAGCUUCAUCAUCCAGUUCCAGUUUCAUGAGAGCCUUUGUAAAGCAGCUGGUCAAACAGGACCUCUGUACAAAUGUGAUAUCUACAAGUCAACAGCUGCAGGAAAACUCAUCGGGGAUGCCAUGAAACUGGGGAGUAGCAAGCCGUGGCCUGAAGCAAUGAAGAUGAUCACAGGGAACUCCAGAAUGUCUGCUUCUUCCCUCCUGAAAUACUUCCAGCCACUAACAGAAUGGCUCACUGAAGAAAAUAAGAAGCAACAAGAGACCCUCGGGUGGCCUGAUUAUGACUGGACUCCAGCUCUUUCUUCAGUGGAAGCUCCAGCUCCGACAACUCCAAUUACCACUGUUGAGGGAAAUCCAGUGCCUGUUCCAAAAAGCAAAGUGGAUUUUCUGGGGUUAAGUUUAGAUCCAGAGCAGGCUAAGGCAGGCCAGUGGAUCCUGCUAGUACUGGCCCUGAUCCUGGCUAUAGCAGUCAUUGCCCUCACAGUGAAAACAUUUUUAAGAAAUAAACAGCACAAAUCAACAUCUGAACUUGAACUGAAAUAAAAAACAAAUCUCAUCAGGUCAGAAUUCUUUCACUAUGCAAAAAGAAAACAAUAAUUCAACACUCAAUUUAUAUUUGUAAAUCUGCUGUAAGAAUGUUUAAUUAAUCUCUUGGGUUGGGUAGUCCUAAUACUUCGAACACUUCAGUGAUGACUAGACAUUUGAUGCAGGGAUGUGAAAUAAUAUAUUAAAGCGUUCUGUUGUGUAA
This is a messenger RNA of Chiloscyllium plagiosum (whitespotted bambooshark), 946 nucleotides long. The record is from RefSeq and is a predicted model, not a curated record. Lineage: Eukaryota; Metazoa; Chordata; Chondrichthyes; Orectolobiformes; Hemiscylliidae.